AGUAUCGCCCGGAUGUUUGUAAACACUAAAUGAGAGCUAAAAAUAGCUUAGCCUACUCUCAUUUUUAUGAUACUGAGUACAAGAAUCGCAUCAGUAUUUUGUCGCGUUCGAAUUAUAUUCAUCUACCUCAGACAGCCAUUUCGGUAGGAAUUUUUGUAUUUUAACACUAUGAUGUAUAUUUCGAUUAUUUAUUCUUAGCAAAUUGAUCUAGAAAUCAUUAACCUCUGUACAUUUUUUGCAUAAUAAACGAGUGACUCAGUGACUAGUCCAACAAAUACAAUAUAACUUUAACAGUCGAUAGAUAUAUAAAGAAUAAUAAUAUAGAUUAUAGAAUAAAGAAGUUGAGCUAGACCUACCUAACCUAGCUACCAGAGUAAUUCUAAACAAUAACUGUAUUUAGGUGAGAAGAAGAACUAUCUACUAUUUCCAUUCUUUACUUAAGUGUUUCCAUGUACUCUUCAAUAUUUACGUUUUUGUUCAGUCCUUAAAACUUUUAAUUAACAUUGUUAACAUGUUGUCCUUGUGUUUAUCUUAUGACUAUGACAGUUAUAAAUUAGUGACAGUGUGAGUACUGUGACUCACUGGAGUGUGAGAGUCAUACUCUUUCUUAGUCUAAUUAGAUUAACUUGGGUUAUAAAAUGCAUAUAUUAAAAACACUAGUUAAUCUAAGUUUCACUCAGUCUUAUUGAAGUGUAAAAAUUAAAAACUCCUUUGCCCACUGAUUUAAUUUUUAAUUUAACAUUCAUUUUGUGCCAAGUCUAAAAUAAAGUUAAAUGAAAUAGUGGCUGUAAGUAAAAGACUUAAAAAAGAAGUUGUCCUUUUUCAUAAGUCUAAGUUGAAGUGAAAUAAGAGCACAACUCAAAAGUCCUAUCAUUUUUCACUAUUCUUGAGUAGAUUAGGACUUGCUUCAAUCGAAGUUAUAAAAUUUACAGGAAAUAUAAAAAUAGUAGGUCUACAACCUUUGGGACUUUUUGAACUACAAAAUUUAAAAAAAAAAUAGUGAUAUCUACAGUAUUUCCUAAGGCUAAGGUUUCUUUACGUCAUUGUCUUGCCAUUUAUAUGUUCAAUAUAAAAAAAGAACAUAAGUAGUCUUGAUCUAACAAACUAAUUUUUGUUGUGACAUUCCACUGACUGAUAUCAGUAAAAUUAUAGUGAAAACUGGGGUAAGAAAUUAAAUAAACAUAAAUGCCAUAAGUAAGAAUUCUGUAGAUUUUAAAAACAUUUUCAUAUUUGUAGCAUUUGAAAGCAAAAUGAAUAAAAUGUCUGAUAAAGUACACAAGGCUGUGUAUUUUAUAUCUGAAAUUUAUAAGUAACAUCAAUUUGGCUUCAAAAGACCAAGCAAGGCUGAUUAUCAUCAAGCAGCUUUUUCAGCAAGUGAAAGUUGAAUGCUGUUGUUCAGCAUUACUGCUUGCCAUACUUCUGCAAGAUAUCCGUUUCACACCUCCUUGACUUAUUUAACUGUCAGUUUGACAGCAAGACACGUUGGAAAGUUCUUCAGCUCAGCUUUCUGUCAAUGUUGUUGAUGCUGGCCUCCUUUAUAUCUUACUUUUACUCAAUCUUGAAGCAAAGGUGUGCUUGUAAAAUAUGGCUUUGUGAUUGCAGCCUUGUUACAUUGUCUUUAUGGGACUGAGUCAAUGAAGGCACCUCUUGCUGAGAGAGUACAACAUGCUGCACAUGUUGGCAUGUUCAGGAUCUCUUAGUUCUGGAAUAUUAGUAAUGCUACCAGUACUGACGUCUCAGAAUAUGCUGCAGACAUCUAAGUAAGUGUGUUUGAGUUCCAGCUUGUGGCUUGUGUAGGUGGUCCACACCUCUCUGCCAUCCACACCUCACUGCUGUACAGAUGUAUAGUGUGGUUCCAAACCCAAAUUUAGUCACAGCUGCUCAUUUUGUUUAGUGAUCCUUCCUUUGGCAAUUUUACCCUUCAAAUUCUUAAUAGCAGGUGAGCAUGAGACGGGUGCAAGGUAAAAGAAGUACUCAACAAACUGCCAGGUUUCAGCCCUUGUAGAUGUCCGUGGGGGGGAAUCUGAUUUUUUCACAUGGUCAUUUGUCUUUUUCAUAUUGAUUGAUCUGUUGAAACUUCCUAAAGGUAUGAGAGAGAUGGUUUUCAAAGUUCUAGUGGGAUGUUAAAGUUGUAUCAAUUGGGAACAUCAGUUUACUGAUGAGAAAAUUAGUGAUGUAUCCUUAGCAGGUUGAUGGAUGGUGUUCCGAUUGAACCUGUUGUGGAUUUACACUAUCAUGUUGCACUCUAUGAAAGUAUACUGGAGGAUCAUGGAGAUAAAAAAAAAAAUGCUAAGAGCGUAGGUUUAAGAACAUAGCCUUGCUUCACUUCACUUCUAUGCAUCAUGGAUGUCCUUGUCGAAUGAAAUUUUAUCAGCAAUUUGCAGUUGUGGGGGGGGGGGGACGGGGACAGUUUGCUGCCAGCCUUAAAAAUGCUAAGAGCGUAGGUUUAAGAACAUAGCCUUGCUUCACUUCACUUCUAUGCAUCAUGGAUGUCCUUGUUGAAUGAAAUUUUAUCAGCAAUUUGCAGUUGUGGGGGGGGGGGACGGGGACAGUUUGCUGCCAGCCUUAACAGUCCACUCCAGCCAACGAAGUAAAUGCCCUCAAGUUUUUGAAAGCAUUAUAGAGGGCAUUUGCUGUAAUUCUUAUUUGUUCUCGCUUUUAGCUAUUUAUGUACUGUAUAAUAAAAAUGACAAAAGUCUGCAGAGAGUAUCAAUUAUAGAGUAUCAAUCAGAGAGUAUCAAUCAGAGAGUAUCAAUCAGACAGUAUCAAUUAGAGAGUAUCAAUCAGAGAGUAUCAAUCAGAGAGUAUCAAUCAGAGAGUAUCAAUCAGAGAGUAUCAAUCAGAGAGUAUCAAUUAUUGUGUUGUUAACCCAGCCUCCUCUAACCAUAUUUUAGCUUGGAAUUGUGUCCAGCAAGGAAAGAUCACUCUCUCUCUUUUUAGAUAAGAGCUACUCAUGGGGACUAUUGCUGGGCACUGCAUAUAGGUUUCUACUUGCUGAAACUUUCUAGUGUGUUAAGAAGAAUACAUGAAUAACCUUAAUCUACACAGCUCCCACCCUAACAUGAAGUUGGUCUCCCUUAUAGAGAGAUUCUUCGGUUGCUUCCUGCAUUAUUCUGUAGAUUGCAAAGCAGUUGGGAAGAAGGAUCUGUCUAUUUUAUCUUUGCAUUUCAAGUUAAGUAUUUUUUUAGAACUAUAUACAAGAAAUAGGUUUGCUUAACAAGUUAUAAUAAAGUGCCUUGUUGCAUUUUUGAUUCUGCUUAGGUAUCUUCACAAAAAGGACCACAACUCUGCUGUUUAACAUCUUCUGAUCGUACCAUCCUCCAAACAGAGUGUCAGCACAGUGUGUCUUUUGUGGCCAGGAGGAGUUCAACAUUUAAAAUGUUUGGUUUUUAUUAAGGGAGCUUAACCUACUUGUGCCUAUAGUGAUUUACCCAUCUUAAAUAUCCUUCUUAAAGGUAAGCGUAAUCAAAGUUAAAAUUAAAUCUCUCUAUUAGGUAAGUAGAUAAGUCAAUUCAUGUAUAGAAUGCUCUUGUUGGGACUUCACACUCACACAUAAAAAAGGUUUCAUUAUUUAAAAAAACAUUAAUUUCCUUAGUUUCUAAAGUGGUUACAAACAAAACAAGACACCCCAAUUUAAUGACAUUUUUAAAAUGCAUUUUACAAAAUUAUUUCAUCUGUGCAGGAAGUCAGGACCUCUUCCUUAAGUUUGAAAGUUUUAGAACAUAUAUUUUAUCCAAAAUAAAAUUACUGGCAUAUUCCAUUUUUCAAAAUCAAGAAAGUCACAAAGAUUUAGUUGAAGGGCCCAGGCUAGUUACUGCACUAAAAUGGUAACUGAUUGUUUGUGGUGGGCUAGUUGAAGGGCCCAGACUAGUUAUUACACUAAAAUGGUAACUGAUUGUUUGUGGUGGGCUAGUUGAAGGGCCCAGACUAGUUAUUGCAUUAAAAUGGUAACUGAUUGUUUGUGGUGCGCUAGUUGAAGGGCCCAGACUAGUUAUUGCAUUAAAAUGGUAACUGAUUGUUUGUGGUGCGCUAGUUGAAGGGCCCAGACUAGUUAUUGCAUUAAAAUGGUAACUGAUUGUUUGUGGUGGGCUAGUUGAAGGGCCCAGACUAGUUAUUGCAUUAAAAUGGUAACUGAUUGUUUGUGGUGGGCUAGUUGAAGGGCCCAGACUAGUUAUUGCAUUAAAAUGGUAACUGAUUGUUUGUGGUGCGCUAGUUGAAGGGUCCAGACUAGUUAUUGCAUUAAAAUGGUAACUGAUUGUUUGUGGUUGUAGAAAACAUUUACUUUAUUAUCAACCUCUCAUUCCACUGCUACACUACAUUACAACUUUAAUAAUAAACUCUGUUUUAUUUCAUCAUCAGAGCUAAUUAAAUGAGAGUAAAACCAGUGGCGUAGCUAGUUUUAAUGCCGCUCGGGGCGGGCAAAGAUUUUUGCCGCAGCGACCAUGAAAAAACCUUGUAGUUCGACGAAAAUGCCCCCCCUCAGUAUAUAGAAGAAAAGUGCCGCCCGGGGCGGACGGCCCCUGUCGCCCCAUUAUGCUACGCCACUGAGUAAAACUAUCUGAACUGGUCAAGUUAGCAUCACAACUUUUUAUCAUAAACAAGCAGUAAACAAGUUUUGUAAAUCUUUCUCGAGUUAUGUCCCAUGAGAACAAUGUAAGAUCUUAACUUUUGGUUAUAAAUUACUUGGCUGACUACUCUUUUUAAAAUUUGUCAAGCUUUAUUUACAAACACAGCUGUGCACAUCAAUACUGGCCAGCUGCAGCCUGGACAAUUCAUGCAGAUAAGAAUUCAGGCACAUGUUGUAUUACGCAGUUUCUUUUUUUUUUUUCUUUUUUUUUUUCCGAUGUAGAAAAUUUCGUCUGUUGUGUACAUAAUAUUGUUUUCACCAAACCAAAUAGGUCAAAGUUCCUAUUUGAUAAGGAAAUAUAAAGUUCAAAAAUUCAUUGUAGGUUUAAUUGAAAAUGAAUUUGAUAAUACUAUUUUAACAUUUGAGUUCUUACAGUCGACCAGGAAUUGUUAAUUUUGAUUAUCCUCAUUUUAUUGAAUUUGAAAUUUAAAAAAAAUGGUUUCAGUGCAGCUGUCAGGUUGGGAAGGCUCUAUUGUUAUGACAUUUCCAUGGUGUACUAGUGUUAUGACAGCUCUACUGUGUACUAGUGUUAUGACAUCUCUACUGUAUACUAGUGUUAUGACAUCUCUACUGUGUACUAGUGUUAUGACAUCUCUACUGUAUACUAGUGUUAUGACAUCUCUACUGUGUACUAGUGUUAUGACAUCUACUGUAUACUAGUGUUAUGACAUCUCUACUGUGUACUAGUGUUAUGAUAUCUCUACUGUAUACUAUUGUUAUGACAUCUCUAAAGGGUACUAUUGUUAUGACAUCUCUACUGUGUACUAUUGUUAUUACAUCUCUACUGAAGUUAAGAUUUUAUUGCAAGCCAUUCUAUCUGUUCAAAGUAAAAGACAUAUUUUUUUCCACAAGAUAGUUCUAUGCUUCAUCAGGGCAAAGAUUAAAUUUAAAAGUAAUUUCUAACAACUUGACCCCUUAAUGUAAAUGAGAAGUUUCAAUUUUUAAUGUACUGAAGUCUGAGAAUGAAAUUUUUAAAAUGACUUUAUUUAAAUUCGGUUUUCCACCUGUUUUGAGAGCUACUAAUGACAUUACAUCUACCUGCUAUUGAUAACAUUCAAAUGAGGGACUAUUUUAACUUAUUUCAAAGGUCUCAUAAAGUAAAAGGCUAAAAAAAUUGUUGGCAUGAAAAAAAAAUCAAUUAAUUCAAAAAACUGUUUGGCUGCAACUGUUAACUUUAAGAGAAAACGACUUAUUUGUAUUACAUAGUUCCAAAGAUUGCAUUUAUAUUUUAGAUAAAAUUGUUUUUUAAUAAUUAGUCGCUUUGUGCCAGUAUUGGCAACAUUAGUAUCAUAGAGGCUCACAGCACAGAGCAGGGUCACAGCACAGAGCAGGGUCACAGCACAGAGCAGGGUCACAGAGUAGGGUCACAGCGUAGGGUCACAGAGCAGGGUCACAGAGUAUGGUCAAAGCACUGAGCAGGGUCACAGACCAGGGUCACAGAGUAGGGUCACAGCACAGAGCAGGGUCACAGCACAGAGCAGGGUCACAGCACAGAGCAGGGUUACAGCACAGAGGAGGGUCACAGCACAGAGCAGGGUCACAGAGCAGGAUCACAGAGCAGGGUCUCAGAGUAGGGUCACAGAGCAGGGUCAAAGCACAGAGCAGGGUCACAGACCAGGGUUACAGAGUAGGGUCACAGAGUAGGGUCACAGAACAAGGUCACAGAACAGGGUCAGAGAGCAGGGUCAGAGAACAGGNCGUAGGGUCACAGAGCAGAGUCACAGAGUAUGGUCAAAGCACUGAGCAGGGUCACAGACCAGGGUCACAGAGUAGGGUCACAGCACAGAGCAGGGUCACAGCACAGAGCAGGGUCACAGCACAGAGCAGGGUUACAGCACAGAGGAGGGUCACAGCACAGAGCAGGGUCACAGAGCAGGAUCACAGAGCAGGGUCUCAGAGUAGGGUCACAGAGCAGGGUCAAAGCACAGAGCAGGGUCACAGACCAGGGUUACAGAGUAGGGUCACAGAGUAGGGUCACAGAACAAGGUCACAGAACAGGGUCAGAGAGCAGGGUCAGAGAACAGGGUUACAGAGCAGUGUCACAGCGCAGGGUCGCAGAAUAGGAUAACAGCAUAGAAAAGGGUAACAGCAUAGAGCAGGGUAACAGAACAGAGUCACAGAAUGUGGUAACAGCAUUUAAUUACACAGAACAUAGUGACAGAAAAGAACUGUUUUUUCCAAUGUUUCUGCGCAAAUAUUUAAAAAAAUCUUUGCACAUUCUUAUAUAAAAUGUUCCCUGUUCAUAUCGUCCUUUAAACUCCUAGAAAGUAACUAAUGGUGUGCUGAGCUGUGAAUCAGAUCCCUAGAAAGUAAAGUAACCAUUGGUGUGCUGAGCUGUGAAUCAGAUCCCUAGAAAGUAACCAAUGGUGUGCUGAGCUGUGAAUCAGAUCCCUAGAAAGUAAAGUAACCAUUGGUGUGCUGAGCUGUGAAUCAGAUCCCUAGAAAGUAACCAAUGGUGUGAUGAGCUGUGAAUCAGAUCCCUAGAAAGUAACCAAUGGUGUGCUGAGCUGUGAAUCAGAUCCCUAGAAAGUAACCAAUGGUGUGCUGAGCUGUGAAUCAGAUCCCUAGAAAGUAACCAAUGGUGUGCUGAGCUGUGAAUCAGAUCCCUAGAAAGUAACCAAUGGUGUGCUGAGCUGUGAAUCAGAUCCCUAGAAAGUAACCAAUGGUGUGCUGAGCUGUGAAUCAGAUCCCUAGAAAGUAACCAAUGGUGUGCUGAGCUGUGAAUCAGAUCCCUAGAAAGUAACCAAUGGUGUGCUGAGCUGUGAAUCAGAUCCCUAGAAAGUAACCAAUGGUGUGCUGAGCUGUGAAUCAGAUCCCUAGAAAGUAACCAAUGGUGUGCUGAGCUGUGAAUCAGAUCCCUAGAAAGUAACCAAUGGUGUGCUGAGCUGUGAAUCAGAUCCCUAGAAAGUAACCAAUGGUGUGCUGAGCUGUGAAUCAGAUCCCUAGAAAGUAACCAAUGGUGUGCUGAGCUGUGAAUCAGAUCCCUAGAAAGUAACCAAUGGUGUGCUGAGCUGUGAAUCAGAUCCCUAGAAAGUAACCAAUGGUGUGCUGAGCUGUGAAUCAGAUCCCUAGAAAGUAACCAAUGGUGUGCUGAGCUGUGAAUCAGAUCCCUAGAAAGUAACCAAUGGUGUGCUGAGCUGUGAAUCAGAUCCCUAGAAAGUAACCAAUGGUGUGCUGAGCUGUGAAUCAGAUCCCUAGAAAGUAACCAAUGGUGUGCUGAGCUGUGAAUCAGAUCCCUAGAAAGUAACCAAUGGUGUGCUGAGCUGUGAAUCAGAUCCCUAGAAAGUAACCAAUGGUGUGCUGAGCUGUGAAUCAGAUCCCUAGAAAGUAACCAAUGGUGUGCUGAGCUGUGAAUCAGAUCCCUAGAAAGUAACCAAUGGUGUGCUGAGCUGUGAAUCAGAUCCCUAGAAAGUAACCAAUGGUGUGCUGAGCUGUGAAUCAGAUCCCUAGAAAGUAACCAAUGGUGUGCUGAGCUGUGAAUCAGAUCCCUAGAAAGUAACCAAUGGUGUGUUGAGCUGUGAAUCUUAAGCUGCGUAAAACACUAAAUACUACAGAAAUAUUUGUAAUAGUUGCAGGAGUUGAAAAACUGAACUUAAAUAAGAAAACCUUAAGUACCCGGUAGUCAGUGGCGACGUCAUCAAAUUUAACAUGGCGGGUCCCUUGCAGGCUUUAAAAAAAUUUGGCGGGUCCCAAAUAAAGGUAUUAAAAUUAAAAUUUAUUUAUUAAGUAAUAUUUAUUAAUCUACUAACUUAACCCAAAGCUUACAUACAUUGUCAAUUGUCAUAAUAAAUUUAUUUGAAUGUAUCAUUAUUUGUAAGGUCAAUCACGUUUAUCUAGAGAAUCCACACUCGUGACACUCCACACUAUUGACCCAUUGACUUCAGGCACACUGACACAGGACAGGCCAAAUUCAUUUCAAAAUAAUUCUACAGUUAGGAUACAUUUCCAGGAAUUUGUCCACUAUACGUUCCAAAUCCAGUUUCUUAGCCCUCUGUGAAAUUAUCGAUAUUACAGCAAUAUUUGACAAGCGCUCGUCAGUAAAAUUUACCAGGUCAUUUGCCAGGUCCCAAGUUUUUUUACCAGGUCCUGGGACCCGGCGGGACCUGGUGUAGCGUCGCCACUGCCGGUAGUAGAUACCUGAAGUACCCAGUAGUAGAUACCUGAAGUACCCGGUAGUAGAUACCUGAAGAACCCGGUAGUAGAUAACUGAAGUACCCAGCAGUAGAUACCUGAAGUACCCAGUAGUAGAUAGCUGAAGUACCCAGUAGUAGAUACCUGAAGCACCCAGUAGUAGAUACCUGAAGUACCCAGUAGUAGAUACCAGAAUAAACAAUACUUUUCUUGUUUAUCUACGUAAUUGACAUGAUCAAGAUGUAAAUAUUUAAAUCUAAGUAUUGUUCUUUUAAACAACUUCUCUUUAAUUCUUCUGUUACCGUACAUUAGAAGUGCCACAGAAAAUUAAAGAUGCUUGGAGAUAGCUUCCGAAUAGUAACAAUAAUAUUUGUACUUGUAGCUGCCACACCCUUUGAUGCAACAUGGGAUACAUGCGUGUCGAAAAACAAACAGAUUCUCAGCUUCGUCUUCUCAGGGAGCCCACCUUUCUCUCUAAAGCAGUUUUUGUAGGUAAGUCACGGAGCCCACCUUCUCCCCAAAGCAGUUUUUGUAGAUAGGAGUGAUUAUAAUGAUCUCCCAUUGAACCUUUGUCCUUCUUUACGUUUUUGUCUUGAUUUUUACCCACAUCUUUUGGGCCAGAAAUUCUCCAUCUAUUCUCAAAUCCAUCUCACAUAACAUCAUCACCUUCCCUCACAUUAUGUGCAUCAAUUUCAAUUUCCCUUACAUCAUGAUCCCCUCAAAUAUUUGUACACCACACCACAUCAUCCCCUUUCCUCACAACAUGAACAUCACCUCACAUCAUCCACCUUCCAUCACAUCCUCUAACAUCACCUCACAUUAUCCACCUCGUUAAACUAACAAAACUGACCAAUCGCCACUGAUGCAACUAUUUUUCACUUGUUUUAAGAAUUUAUCACCAUUACAUUUAGCACAGAAUAGAAAUGUACCUAUGUUCAAAAUUUAUUUAAUUUACAUUAUCAUUUUAUGUACAUUAUUUUUUUUUUCCUCUUCAGGUUUUUUUGUUGGCAUCAUUGGUAUAUUUUUAUUUGGAUCAGGUCAGUAAUUUUUUUAAACAGUUAACUCAUGUAAUUUAUACUGCUUUGUUUUGUAGAACAUGCACUCUCCCACACUUGAUGAAACCAUCUAUAGUCACAAUGCUAACUUCAGAGGACAUGUACUCUCCUACACUUGAUUAAACCAUCUUUAGUCCCAAUGUUAACUUCAGAGGAAAAGUGACUCCAUUUUAUCUGAAUGAAUGAAAUUGAAUCCAUGGAAAAAACAAAUUUACUGUAGCACACAUUUUUGUUCAAUGAUUUAUGAUUUAAUUUAAACAGCUCGUCUUGUAUUUAAAUUUGAUGUUGAAGAUUACUAAAAAAAAAACCAACAUUUUUUCCUUAGUUGUAACAGAUUAAGUUAGUAUAGUGUGUAAUAUUAUCAUGUGUGUAGUCCAAUGUGGAAUAUAGCCAUUGUGGUAGUUGAGUAGGGAAUAUUGUUGGGUGUUGUCUAGUGUGGAAUAUUAUCAUCUGUGUAAAUAAAUGACAUUUGAUGCAAUCAUGUUUUUUUGUGUGUCUGCAGAGUCAUUCAUAUUCAAGGUCUUAAUAGGACUGUGUGCUGCUGGUCUGAGCUGUUUGAUUGUUGAUAACUAUGAGGUUUGUAUGACUGUAUGUUUUAUAUUAUUUGAUUGCUGACAAUGAGGUUUGUAUGACUGUAUAUUUUAUAUUAUUUGAUUGCUGACAAUGAGGUUUGUAUGACUGUAUAUUUUAUAUUACUUGAUUGCUGACAAUGAGGUUUGUGUACUUAAUGUUUUUGUUUUUUGGGCAAUGAACAAUAAAGCUAAACUAAAAUAGUUCUCAUCCUAGUCAUCCGUAAACGGCUGUUCAAUUUUUAUUUCAUUGUUCUAGUCCACUGAAAAUAUUUUUACAAACUCUUUUAAUCUAGAUUAUGUAUUUAAUAAACUUUACUUAUUGAAUAUAGAUUAUUUAUUGAAUAAAUCUUUAAAAUUUAAAGUGAAAAGCAAAAUUUAAAAAAAAGUUUUUAGAAUAAAAAACCAUUUAUGUUAUUACAGAAAUAAUAAAUAAUGAAUAUCUACCAUUCUUGAUGUGGUCUUGCAUAUGAUUUCUAACAUUUACUCAUAAAUAUUUGUUCACAGAUUUGUGAAUUUGACAAAAGUAGGUCAGAGGUCAGGAUGACCCGUCUACACUGGUGCCAGUACAUGUUGAAUGCACUUAUCUCCCUUGGAUCACCACCCUAUGGUUGGUCACUAAUAAGAAAUGCUUUUUAAAUAAUCUCUUUCUAAUUGAUUUUAAUAUCAACUGUUCAUAUAGGUCAUUGAUAUUACAGCAGUUCACAUAAAGGUCAUUGAUUUUAAUAUCAGCAGUUCACAUAUACAAAUAAAAUUGCGCUGAACGAAGCAUUAUUUUCAUAUGAUUUAUGAGAUGAUGAAACAAAGAACUUUAAAAAAAUCAUAAAAAAGAUUUGUAUUGACUUACACGAGCGAGCCUGAUCAUAAGGAAUAUUUUACAAUAAAAUUAGUCUUUUUAAGCUGUUAGCAAAGUGUAAGCUGCAGAUGACUUCCUAAAUGUCUUUUUAUCUGAAAUUGUUUUACUCUGUAGUGAAAGCCAAAUUGGAAGAUAUUAAAGAUGUUCGUGUGGAGGAACAAGGGGGGCCAACUGGCGGGAGAGCCUAUCAAGUCAUUCUUUCGAUGGACACGGGAAUCCAGUUGGGAGUUACAGAAGUUUUUACAACAGACGAUAUUAGGUACUUUCGGGUACUUUCUGACCCAAUGGCUUCAUUACCAUCUACUAAACAUGUCCAAUGCCAGCAUUUAAUAAUAGUAUGAAGUGGAGAAAUACAGCUUGAAAUAUUGGAUUGUUCUGUCAAAGAACAAACAUAUUUCAUAAUUUUUUCUUUGAAGUCCAUUGUUUAAAAUAUUUAUUAUUCAAAAUAAUUUAAAGACAUGAAUUAAAAUGGCGAGACCUAAAAUAUUUAUUAUUCAAAAUAAUUUAAAGACAUGAAUUAAAAUGGCGAGACCGAAAGGAAUUUUAAUUAUUUCCUUUUCGUUAGGACUUGACAAAUUUAUAGUCAAAUUAAUCCAUAUAAGCUUCAGUUAUUUUUAAUUAUUACUGGUAUAUAUAAUUGACAUAUGUUUGAUCACCUCUUUAUUUGUCAGUGAACACGAAGGUAUUGCUAACUUGAUUCGUUCCUUUCUUGGUGAUAUCCCACCUCUUGGCAUUAUUGACGAGGCUGAUGAUGAACAAGAAGAAGUAAGCUCAUCGGAGGAUGAUUUUGAGCAAAUCUCGCAAGCAGACCUCGCCGGUAUAGAUGAGGAUGUGGCACAAGGUGCCGGUGAUGCUGCACCGGUGGAUGCUUGCGAGGACAAGGAUGAGGAGAUCCCUGCCGAGCCAGAGUGUGAGAAUGAAGCUGUCUUGGAAACGACCAGUUGAGGGGUUCAAAUCAUUAGGAUUAUUUCAGUAGUAUUGACUUGGCCUCGGUUCCCGGUGGUAUAACUAGCUCACCACACUAUGAGAUUUUAUGGAUCAGAAACAUUUCUAAAGAAACAAAACAUUGGAUAGGAUCAACGUUUAGAAGAUUUUUUUUUUAAAAAUGGAAGAAAGAAAAGAAAUAAAAAUUACAACUUGAAUAAGUCCUCAGAGCUGACUUGCUUUUGCUGCUGAGAUAAAAAUAAACAAUCUCAUCUUUAAGAAAUCUCACACUUUUAGGCUCUAUUGCCUUUGCAUUAAUGUGAAAAUCCAAAUUUUCAGAAAAUGUUAGUGCUAUAAUGUCAUCCACACAUUUUUUUUAUCUUAUGGUUUCAUUUAACUGGUAUAGUUAAUUGUAUUUUUUUAAAUGCAGGAAAUCAAUACUAAAAAAAAUUGCUGUUUAGCUAUCAUUAUUACAUGUGAAUUGAGCAAUAAUUCAUUUGAAGACUAGUUAUUUCCCUGGAAGCACCUGAAUUUUUGGCGAAGUGAAUAAUUUUGCCGUUGAAGGAUUGUGAUCAAAAUUUAGAGUGUGUAAUUGUGGUUCUUCACUCCAAUGACUCACUUUGAAAAAUUAUGUGAAUUUUAACCCCCAAAAAUUUUAAAAAAUUCAAAGUACCUUGUCUUUGCUGGACAUGCCUCUAGAUUGUAAUAUCAGGGACAUAACUAUAUUCUUCAAGAUGAAAUUGGCAGUGGUCACUUUCUGCUUUAUUAUUUAUGUUAUUCAGAAAAUUAAGUUAUAGUUUUCUAUAAAAAAAACAACAUCCAAAUAUAAGAUUUUUCAAAGUUGAAUGGUAAAGUAGGUUUAUGAAGGCAGACAAUUAAUUCAUUGAUUUAUUUUCUCCACUGUUAUUAUAAGCAAAAUGUGUUUUUCUCUUGAAGUUACUUUGUUUGUCUUUUAAACUUAAUGUCUGUAUCUCCCUAUCUUAGCACGGCUGCCACUUUAUUAGAUUCUGGUGGCCUCCCUUGCACAUCAUAGCCCUUGUCUUGUGCUUCUUUCAUCCGCCGCACAUUGCAACCCAUUGGUCAUCAUUUCUUUUGCAAUAAAUUGGCUUUUGUCCGCAUUGGUUCACCUUGGUAGUGUUAAUCUCUCCAUUAGCUUAGAUCUCACACAAGGCAGCUGGUGAUAGAGGGCCAAAGUCCUUUGACCUUUUGGGCUGCAACAAUAAAAUGGCCACCUUAUUCUAUAUGUGCAGGAAUGGAUUGGAUUGACUUGAUGGCCUAACAGUAUACUAGUAACAUUGCCUUAUGAUGAAAACAAUGAGGGUACAUUCAAAGAAUUUGUCUAUUUAAAUCUGUGAGGUCUGCAUGCAAACAUUCUCCAGGUCUGUACAAAUAGUGGCAAGCACGAGGAAUUUAUUUGAAGGUUAACUUUGUUAAGCACUGCCAAUCUGUAAAUGGUCAUCUAAAAUGACCAUAACUGGUUCAGUGUGCUGUUGUGUUUCUUCUUUUUUCUCUAGAAACCCAAAACACUUGAAACCUGAACUUGAAACUUUUAUUAAGUGGAUUUGACCUUUUUUUUUUAAAAAGUGCUUGAAUGUAAUUAUAUUGCUGUUGAUUUAAUCAACCUUUUCAUGUUUACAACUACUGUGGUCAUUUUUAUUUUUCUUAAAAAUUGACAUUUUAAUAUUCCUAGUGCAGUUGUGACCAUAACAACAGCUGACGACCCAACUGCAGUGUCUAAUAAUUUUAGAAAAUAUGUUUAGUAGUUGAAACAAAACGAGAAAAAAAUUCUCCAGUAGAUUGAUGUCAAACCCAAAUCUGAUAUAGUUAAAAGUAAGUUGUACUGUAAAUAUCUAGUAUGGCCUAUCAAAGUUGUAAGAAUUCAUCUGAGCAGUUUCUUUUCAGUUCUGUUGCCCUGUCUGUCAAACAAUGUACAUGGAAAUAAAAUUGCAGAAUAACUCAUGGCUAAUUUGACUUAAUUUUUUUCAGUUGUUAUUAAUCAUCAGCUCAACAGUUGUUCUCUCGCCCCCCCCCCCCCCCCCCCCCCCCAUUGAUUCUGAUGAUUGAUAUUUUGAUUGAUAUUUUCUCCAUUAGUUUUACUCUUCAAACUAUGGGUUUAAAAGAAAAUAAAAACAUAUAAUUUAUAGUUUUGUUGUUUAAAUUUGAGAAAAGUAUACAAUUGAUAAUUUAAAAAAAAAAAAAAUUAAAUAAAUUAUAAAUGGAUAACAUAUUCAACAAAAAAAAAGAGCAGUAACUAGUACCCAUAUUCUCUCCACACCUGAAAACAAACAAAACAUUACAAUUUUUUACAAAUUGAUUAUAUACUAUAUAUAUUAAAAAACUUCUUUGUUGACAACAGAAUUUUACAAAUUAUCUUUUUUCGUUUCACUUAUAAUUUAUUAGUUUAUGGUUGAAAAGUUUUUUUUAGUUGACAUAUAAAUUUACUGAGUAUGGUCAUUUCAAUAUGUUGAUGUAUUUACAGCCUCACAGGUGGACUAACAUUCAACAUAUUGUUUUUAACCAGUAGAUUAUGUUUUGGUUUUAUUUCCACCAAUUUUUAAUUAUUACUGGAGGAAUUUUUAAGGAAAUGCUUUUAGCUAUUUGAUUCCUGGUAAUGUGAAUUUCCUGGUAAUGUGAAUUUCCUGGUAAUGUUGAAUGUAUGCUUAAAACUUUGGAUAUGGUUUUGAAUUAGUAUUUAGAAUCUUUCUUUUUUUCGUUGUUGUUAAUAAUGAAUGCAGUACUUAAUUUUGUUUGUUAGAUUUUGUUUGUAUCACCUCCCCUUGCCCCAAUUUUUUUAAAAACAUGUUUACCAGUUUUUUAAAAUCAAUUAAUUUCUCUAUUAGGGAAUACCAUAAGAAAUGUUACUGUUGCUCAAUUUGAAAUUUAAAAAAACCCACCUCAAAUAUGAUUAUUAUUGAAAUUAAUUUGGAUGAAUCAAAAUAUUUGUAUUGUACAAGCACAAAAAUAGCAAUUUAAAUAAAUACAAAAUGAGGUAAAAUAAAAAAAAAAACUAUGACAGUGAAACUUUUUAAGAAUGAUUAUGGCUUUAAGUUUUAUUUUAUUAUUUUGAAAACUAUCUACCUGUACUUUCAUUUUUGAAAACAGUUCUUAAAUUAUUGAUGAGCUGGGGUAAAAAUUGAUUUCUAGCCAAGAAUCUGCCAUAUUAGCUGGGGUUGCCUCCACAUAACCAAGACAUUUUUGGUCUUUAUUUGUACUCACUGUUGUUGGUUCUUGUGAAUUUAAUCAUGUGUAUAUUUUUUAUCAUCAAAUAAAUAAAGUUUGCAACAAAUUA
Lymnaea stagnalis (great pond snail) is the source of this 15451-nucleotide messenger RNA. Lineage: Eukaryota; Metazoa; Mollusca; Gastropoda; Lymnaeidae. The record is from the annotation of a GenBank genome assembly.